Molecule: messenger RNA, 1477 nt
Organism: Oryzias latipes (Japanese medaka)
Lineage: Eukaryota; Metazoa; Chordata; Actinopteri; Beloniformes; Adrianichthyidae
Gene: nfkbil1
Product: nuclear factor of kappa light polypeptide gene enhancer in B-cells inhibitor-like 1
Biological process (GO): negative regulation of canonical NF-kappaB signal transduction
Molecular function (GO): protein binding
Source: RefSeq, a predicted model, not a curated record
GGAACUAAUAUUUGGUGUCGGAGUUAUUACGAAGACGGACCAGCAAACUGAGGCCUGUUUUGAAGCCGAAAAUUUCCUCGAACCAAUCCUCUAAAAUCAAGUUUAAGUUUAGUUUCUUUAUUGUUCUGUCGGUUAGACCGCGGUAUGGUGUCCUGCAGACAGGUCCGCGUAUGGAAGUACGUGGAGGAAGGCAGUUGUCUAAAGUUAAAAUCGUAUCUGCGGAAGCACCGGGACCUGGACCUGAACUUCUCCCAGGGAAAGAGACAGAGGAGCCCGCUGCACUUGGCCUGCUCCCUGGGUGACGACGCCGUGCUUCGGCUGCUGCUCCAACAUGGAGCCGAUGUCCUCCAGACGGACCGCCGGGGAGACACUCCUCUGCACACGGCGGCUAAUAGGGCUCUGAAGCUCGGCAAGAGAGCUUAUGAUGAUCUGGUCGUGCCUCUCAAAAAAGCAUGUCCGGAAGCUUUGAAUGCUUCAAACAGGACUGGGGUCACACCGCUGGACCUGCUGAGCUGGAUGAACAUGAAGCAGUCAGAGGGUGCAGAAACUAUUGGCCGUCCUCAGACCGACCCUGAAAAGGAGUGGAUGGAGAAGCUAUUUGGCGAGUGCGAAGACGAGUUUUGUGAAAACUUUGGAGCUUAUGAUGCUGAUGAUUUUCUUCCUGUUGAUGAAGAUGAGGAGGACUUUGGGGAUUGGGCUGAACGUAUAAGGAGAGAGUAUUUUUCUAAGAAGCAUGCUGAAGCGCAGAAACUGGCAGCGAGGUGGAAAACGCAGAAGAGCGGGCAGAGAAGAGAGCAGAAAGAGGAAAGUCACAAAGACCUGCACGAGAGGCUAAAAAGAGAACACGAGGAGUAUCUGGCUCGAGCAGCACAGAAGGAAGAGCAAACGCGGCAAGGAAAGAAGCGUUGUUACGAGGAGAGGUGCGCCGCUACUUUCUCUGACCCAUCCUCAUCGAGCAGCACCAAGCUGAGCUACUCCGACAUCCCUUGGCCCGCUCCUAAAGGCACAGUGCAGGAGAUGGUGGAUGUGAUGCUACACGGCGUGGACAGAAAGAAUGUGGGGGUGUUUCGGAAAGCGCUCCGGAAGCAGCAAACCCUCUGGCAUCCAGAUAAAUUUGUCCAAAGAUGCGAGGCUCGGUUGGAGGAGAAGGACAGGAAGCGGAUCCUGGAUACGGUCACGGCUCUGUCUCAGGAGCUCAACCGAUUGGCUCAGAGUUUGAAGUAGUAGUACCAGCUAGUUGCGCCACAGAAUCAACAAAUGCUUUUUUGGAGGGAUAUUUUAUUUCAGAUGUUGAUAAAACUGUGUACAGGACGCACCUGUGUGAUUUAUUUAAAUAAUUCCUUUAAAUCAUAAAAAAUGUUUUAAAUGUGGUUCAAGUUUGGAAAUCUAUAAAAAAAUAAGCAAACAUUUGUUUUUCUUUUAUUUGGUCUCAGUUAUCCAAAGAAAAUAUAAACCUUAAACUUGUGGAUGACAUUUA